AUGGCAGAGGUCGUGGAGGAGGAGAUGGAGUUGGCCGCCACUGCCACCGCGGCCGCGGCCGCCAUGGAGGAGGAGAAGUUUGUGGUGCCGUUUCGGCACCGCCGGAAGUUUUCCAUGUAUCUGGUGCAGCUCCGCAUUGGCGGCGGACCACCAGAUGAAGCGUGUUCGAGAUAUGUAUUGUUCGACACCGGCGACGACCUGGACGCACACGGGAGGAUCACAUGGUGCGAUUACAGCCACUCCUACCCCAGUCCAGACAACAAUUUGUGCAACUUCGAAAAGCGGUACGGCAAUGGUAGCAAGCUGUCAGGCUACCUGGGAUCUGACGCCUUCCCCUUUGGCAACGGCAUAGCGGGGGACGGCGGCGGCUACAACUUCGAGCAAGACAUCGUCUUCGGCUGCGCGCAGGAGGAACGUACCACCGCCGUCCGGGAAUACAGCUCCGGCAUUCUCGGCCUCGGCAUGGGUACGUUCUCCUUCGUCGCUCAGGCCAGCGUCGACAAAUUUUCCUACUGCGCUCUAUCCCGGGAGAGAAGAGACCUCCGGGAUCAGUGGAGGAAAACAACAAGCUACCUCCGAUUCGGCAGCCAUGCUGUCAUGUCGGGCAAGAUUGUCCCGUUCAAGCAGGACGGCGCCCACUUCAUCAUCUCCCUCAAGAGCGUGACGUACCAGCGAGGAAGCCGUCUAGAUCAAAAUCAGCCAGUGCCCAUAUUUACUCGGCAAGAGGCGGCGGAGUUCCUGCCCAUUCUGGUGGAUUCAGGGUCCACCCUGGCGCUACAGGAAAAUCGUGUUUUUCUACAGCCAAAAACACCCGGCAUUGGCGACACGCUCUUCUACGAAGGGUACGCAGGUGAUUACAUUUGUCUGGGAAUUUCUAUCGAUGAGAGGAAAUCAGUGUUAGGCAUGAUUGCUCAACGUAAUACCAAUGUUGGGUAUGAUUUAGCAAACAUGGAGAUCUCCUUUAAUCGUGAGGCAGGUCAAUUUUGCACAGGAGUUAACCUUAGACAACUGAAUACAUUUGCAAACAGGAAAACUUUCGAUCUAUUCAUAUUCAAUCAUGGCGGUACAUUUAACACCAGAAAUAAUAAAAAUUACAUUCAGAUCCGUAGACCACCUAGCAACGACUAC
This is a messenger RNA of Triticum dicoccoides, 1128 nucleotides long. RefSeq names its product aspartic proteinase nepenthesin-2-like. The annotation marks the transcript as partial. The transcript has 5 exons. Gene Ontology annotation, cellular component: extracellular region. The record is from RefSeq and is a predicted model, not a curated record. NCBI's taxonomy places the organism in Eukaryota, Viridiplantae, Streptophyta, Magnoliopsida, Poales, Poaceae.